Messenger RNA from Ophidiomyces ophidiicola, 3861 nucleotides. RefSeq names its product COPII subunit (gene SEC24). Gene Ontology annotation, cellular component: COPII vesicle coat; endoplasmic reticulum exit site. The transcript is spliced from 8 exons. Lineage: Eukaryota; Fungi; Ascomycota; Eurotiomycetes; Onygenales; Onygenaceae. Bases 1 to 3861 code for a protein of 1286 amino acids. The record is from RefSeq and is a predicted model, not a curated record. Gene Ontology annotation, molecular function: MAP kinase activity; SNARE binding; zinc ion binding. Gene Ontology annotation, biological process: intracellular protein transport; endoplasmic reticulum to Golgi vesicle-mediated transport; COPII-coated vesicle cargo loading.
AUGUCGGCACCGCAAGGAGGAUAUCCUCCGCCUCCGGGCCAGGAAUAUGGCGCGCCUCCCCCGGCCGCGGACCAACCUGGUGGCCCUCCACAAAGCACCGCCCAGGCCAACGCUCCCCCCGCGCCCGGUGGCAGAAAGAAGAGAGCGUACGCAGGGCAAGCGUUUGAAUUCGGUACCGGAGCCAAUGCAGCGCUGGGCGGGCAACUUCCCGGAGGAGGCAGCUACGGAGGAUACCCCGCCCCUCCGCAACCGCAGAAUUUCGCGGCAGCUCCAUAUGCUGGUCAGCCGCCCCAGCCAGCACCAGAAGCGUUCGCUACAGGAGAGCAGAUGGCCAUGGGAGGCUACCAACCUCCAAUGCCUGGGUACCCGACUCCUCCCGCAGCCGCUGUCAGCCAGAUGACACAACAAAUGGGGCAGAUGAGUAUGGGAAGUCAGAUGCCAGGCCGGCCGCCAGCAACUGUUUCAUUUAAUCAGCUUUUUGUUACGGACCUUCUUGCUCAGCCCUUUAAUGUUGCGGAGCUUGAUUACCCACCACCGCCCAUCACUCUUCCGCCAAACACCAGUGUAACCCCCUCUCCAACUGCAAAUUGCCCAUCCAAAUAUGUACGCUCAACUCUUAACGCUGUUCCGACUACCAAUUCGCUUUUAAAGAAGUCCCGGCUCCCUUUCGCGCUUGUCAUCCAGCCUUUUACCUCCCUUCACGACUCCGAAGAGCCGGUACCAAUUGUCUCGGAUCAAAUUAUUUCGAGAUGCCGACGAUGCCGUUCAUAUAUCAAUCCUUUUGUGACGUUCCUCGAUCAAGGGCAUCGCUGGCGCUGCAACAUGUGCAAUCUCACCAAUGAUACCCCUCAGGGCUUUGAUUGGGAUGCAACCACGCAAAGUGCACUCAACAGGUGGGAGAGACCGGAGUUAAACCAUGCUGUUGUGGAGUUUGUUGCGCCCCAGGAGUACAUGGUCCGCCCGCCACAACCCCUGAUAUAUCUUUUCUUGAUCGAUGUCAGCUACGCUUCCGUUACCAGUGGUCUCUUAGCAACGGCUGCACGAUGCAUCAAGGAGAGUCUGGAUAGAAUUCCCAACACAGAUCGCCGCACCAGACUUGGUUUCAUCGCUGUGGAUUCCAGCCUUCAUUACUUCACGAUACCCAGAGACGAUUCAGAAAGCUCGGACCCCAGUAUGCUCGUGGUCAGCGAUUUAGAUGAGCCAUUCCUACCAAUUCCAGGAGACCUUCUUGUUACUCUGGCUGACUGCAGAGACAAUAUUGAAAUCUUCCUUGACAAACUCCAGGGGAUGUUUCAAAAUACACAUAGCUAUGCAUCUGCCAUGGGAUCUGCCCUUCAAGCGGGUUUUCAGCUUGCUGGGCCGGUAGGAGGAAAACUCACCGUUCUCACAGCAUCACUCCCCAACAUUGGUCAAGGCAGCUUAGAAAUGAGAGAAGACAAGAAAGCCCUGGGAACAAGCAAGGAAAACAGCUUGUUACAGACGGCAAACAGCUUCUAUAAGAGUUUUGCCGUCGAAUGCUCGAAGCAGCAAAUUUCGGUGGAUAUGUUCCUAUUCUCCUCCCAAUAUCAAGAUGUCGCUUCGUUGAGUAACCUUCCGAGAUACACUGGUGGACAGACGUACUUUUACCCUGGCUGGAAUGCAGCCAGAAGUGAAGAUGCGAUCAAGUUUGCCAAAGAGUUCUCGGAAUAUCUCUCGUCCGAAAUUGGGCUAGAAGGUGUUCUUCGCGUUCGUGCGACGACAGGGCUGCGUAUGAACACGUUUUACGGCAACUUUUUCAACCGAAGCUCGGAUCUUUGCGCUUUCCCGGCGCUCCCUCGCGACCAGGCUUACGUAGUGGAAGUUGCUAUUGAUGAGACGUUGACCCGAACCGUGAUUUGUCUCCAAACAGCCGUGCUACAUACGACAUGUAACGGCGAACGGAGGAUUAGGGUCUUGACGCUAGCGCUACCCACUGCUGAGCAGCUUGGGGAUGUUUAUGCAUCUGCUGAUCAAACAGCCAUCGCAACAUUCUUUAGCCAUAAAGCAGUGGAGCGAACUCUAGGCGGUGGGCUCGAGCAAGCCCGAGAUGCUCUCCAAGCCAAGAUCAUUGAGGUAUUGUCGGUGUAUAGGAAAGAACUUGCUGGUGGAAGCGUUAGCGGGGGAGGGUUACAGUUUGCAUCGAAUCUUCGCGCAUUGCCAGUUUUGUUCUUGGCUUUAAUGAAAAAUCUUGGACUCCGAAAAUCAGCGCAGAUUCCGAGCGACAUGCGAUCGGCUGCUCUCUGUCUCUUGUCGACACUACCCCUUCCAUUACUCAUUCAAUACAUCUAUCCGAGAAUGUAUUCGCUCCAUGACAUGCCGGACGAUGCGGGCUCGCCAGAUGCAGAAACUGGCGAGAUAAUUCUGCCGCCGCUGCGUAAUCUUUCGUCCGAGCACUUGGUGCCGUAUGGGUUGUACCUUAUCGACGACGGCCAGACCCAGUUCCUGUGGGUUGGCCGCGACGCCGUCCCGCAGCUCAUCGAAGACGUGUUUGGGCUUCCAGACAAGUCCCAGCUCCGUGUUGGAAAACAGUUUCUCCCGGAGCUGGAGAACGACUUCAACGAGCGGGUGCGGGCGGUGAUUCAGAAAAGUCAAGAUGCUAAGAGCCGUGGCGUUGGUAGUAUUGUUGCUCCCCAACUUUAUGUGGUCAAGGAGGAUGGCGAACCGGGGCUUCGGUUGUGGGCACAGUCGAUGUUGGUGGAGGACCGGGCGGACCAGGGUGUUAGCUUGCAACAGUGGAUGGGCAUGUUGCGGGAAAAGGUCACAGAAUUAGAAACAGAGGACAUGGUUCAACCAGCCUCCCAAGGAGGAUCUAGAAAGAUCUCUUUCAAUGUAUCUGAUCAAUACGAUAUCCAGGAUGUCAUUGGCGAGGGAGCUUAUGGCGUAGUCUGCUCUGCUUUGCAUAAGCCGUCUGGCCAAAAAGUCGCAAUAAAAAAGAUAACGCCUUUUGACCAUUCUAUGUUCUGCCUACGGACGCUGCGUGAAAUGAAGCUUCUCCGAUAUUUCAAUCACGAAAAUAUUAUAUCGAUCUUGGAUAUCCAGAAACCAAGAAAUUAUGAUAGCUUUACGGAGGUUUAUCUCAUUCAGGAGCUCAUGGAGACUGAUAUGCACCGUGUCAUCCGCACCCAAGACCUGUCAGAUGACCAUUGCCAGUAUUUCAUUUACCAGACUUUGCGUGCCCUGAAGGCUAUGCAUUCUGCAAACGUCCUUCAUCGUGACUUGAAGCCGUCUAAUUUACUUCUGAAUGCAAACUGUGACUUGAAAGUUUGCGAUUUUGGACUCGCGCGCUCUGCCGCCUCCACUGAUGAUAAUUCUGGAUUUAUGACUGAAUAUGUUGCGACUCGUUGGUAUCGAGCGCCCGAAAUCAUGUUGACUUUUAAGGAGUACACCAAGGCUAUUGACGUCUGGAGUGUUGGAUGCAUUUUGGCAGAAAUGCUGAGUGGAAAGCCGUUGUUCCCGGGCAAGGAUUAUCAUCACCAAUUGACUCUAAUUCUGGAUGUCCUGGGUACCCCAACUAUGGAAGAUUACUAUGGAAUUAAAUCUCGCCGCGCCCGUGAAUACAUACGAUCAUUGCCAUUCAAGAAGAAGAUACCGAUGAAGGCUUUAUUCCCCAAGUCUUCCGAUUUGGCCUUGGAUCUCCUAGAGAAGCUUCUUGCAUUCAAUCCCGUUAAGCGUAUCACCGUCGAAGACGCUUUGCGUCACCCCUAUCUUGAACCAUAUCAUGAUCCUGAAGAUGAACCAACCGCAGAGCCCAUUCCCGAAGAAUUUUUUGAUUUCGAUAAAAAUAAGGACACUUUGAGCAAGGAGCAACUCAAAGUCCUUAUCUACGAAGAAAUAAUGCGAUGA